Messenger RNA from Candidozyma auris, 1740 nucleotides. It is a transcript of the gene CNT, whose product is annotated as Cntp. The record is from RefSeq and is a predicted model, not a curated record. Lineage: Eukaryota; Fungi; Ascomycota; Pichiomycetes; Serinales; Metschnikowiaceae. Gene Ontology annotation, cellular component: membrane. Gene Ontology annotation, biological process: nucleoside transmembrane transport. Gene Ontology annotation, molecular function: nucleoside transmembrane transporter activity; symporter activity. The transcript has a single exon. The coding region runs from base 1 to 1740 and encodes 579 amino acids.
AUGUCCAACAUCGAAUCCCGGCAGUCUCCUCGGCCAGAGGUGACCGAAGAGCAGAAGGAUGGCGAGAUCAGAUUCGAUGAUCACAGCGAUCCCUCCAUAUCUGAAAAGGGCUCUUCCAGCUCCCUCACGAAAUGGCAGAGAUUGAAGGCUAGAUUCCCUUACUGGAGACUUGCUGUUGACAUUCUUGUUGGAUGCUUUUUCACCGCAUGGUGGCUUUCCAUCAUCAUUCAAGAUAAGCACAGACACAAAUGGUUGAUCCCCACUGUGCUUUGGGGUAUGCUUAUGGUGCGUUUGAUAUCAUGGCAUUGCAGAAUCCUUUACAUCAUAUACCAUCACGCUGCUAAGGUGUGGAACUGGGCCACCGACAUCGUUUAUACAAGGGUGCUCACCACUAGACCCAGAAGAUUGUUGGUUGGUGCCACCAUCACUGUUGGCGUGGUUUUGCUCGGUACAUUUGUGCCCGAGGAGAUCGAAUUUUCAAAGAGAAAAGACAGAGCGAUCUCUUUCUGUGGUGUGGUGGUAGCCAUCAUUGGGUUGUAUGCUACCUCGAAAAACAGAUCCAAGAUCCAGUGGAACGCCGUCAUUGGUGGUAUGUUGAUGCAAUAUAUCAUUGCCCUUUUUGUUUUACGUACAAAGGCGGGCUAUGAUAUUUUCAAUUUCAUUUCCUUCUUGGCGAGAAAGUUGUUGGGCUUUGCUAAGGAUGGUGUUGCUUUCUUGACCAAUGCAGAGGUAUCGCAGCUUGGUAUGUUCUUCUUUACCGUUUUACCUGCUGUGGCUUUUUUCGUCGCUUUUGUUCACAUCUUUUACUACUACGGUGUGAUCCAGUGGUUUAUUGGUAAGUUUGCCAAAUUCUUUUUCUGGACUCUUCGUAUUUCUGGUGCUGAAGCUAUUACCGCUUCCGCUUCUCCUUUCAUUGGAAUUGGUGAGUCCGCUAUUUUAAUUAAGGAUUUGUUACCCUUCCUCACUCAAGCAGAAUUGCAUCAAGUCAUGACUUCGGGUUUCUCCACAAUCUCGGGUGCUGUGUUGGUCGGCUAUAUUGGUUUGGGGUUGAACGCACAAGCCUUGGUCUCUUCAUGUAUUAUGUCUAUUCCUGGUUCCAUUGCAGUUUCCAAAUUGAGAUUUCCCGAGACAGAAGUUCCAUUGUCACAAGGUAGGGUAGAGUUCCCGGAAGAAACAGACCCAAACAAGAAGCCUCGGAAUGUUCUUCAAUCCUUUUCCGAAGGUGCUACAUUGGGUCUCUAUACUGCAGCCACCAUGUUGGUUCAAUGUAUGUGUAUUAUUGCCCUUGUUGCCUUGAUUAACGGAAUUUUGACUUGGUUUGGUGGUUUCUGGAACAUCAAAGAGUUGACUUUAGACUUGAUUUUUGGUUAUAUCUUCUACCCCGCCACUUUCUUCCUUGGUGUGCCAAGAGACGAAAUUUUGAAUAUUUCGAAAUUGAUUUCCGUUAAAUUCAUGCAGAAUGAAUAUGUGGCUUACAAUAUGUUGGUAAACGAAGCCCCAUACAAUCAGUUGUCUGACAGAGGUAACUUGAUUGCCACAUAUGCACUCUGUGGUUUUGCCAACUUUGGCUCCAUGGGUAUCACCUUGGGUGUCUUGAACACUCUUAGUAAGGGUAAGAGGUCCAGUGACAUCUCCAAAGAGAUUUGGUCUGCAUUGUUCAGCGGUCUCGUGUCGACGAUGAUCUCUGCUGCUGUUGCAGGUAUGGUCAUCCACGACUUAAGUGGUUUUGACAAGAACUAA